Messenger RNA from Hydractinia symbiolongicarpus, 3572 nucleotides. RefSeq lists its product as uncharacterized. The record is from RefSeq and is a predicted model, not a curated record. Lineage: Eukaryota; Metazoa; Cnidaria; Hydrozoa; Anthoathecata; Hydractiniidae. The transcript is spliced from 27 exons. The coding region runs from base 47 to 2539 and encodes 830 amino acids.
UAGCCACAACAUUUCGUUGAGCGUAAUCACAAUAACACUAGCUGUGAUGGCUGACAAGGAACCAAUUGCUCGCACAAUAUCUUCUUGCGAGAAAGAAUUAGAUGAUAUUCAAGGUUUAUUGGAAGGGUUGUCUACUGAUAUUAACAACAGGAUGUCACAAAAAGGAACAGCAACUCUAAAACGAGAAAAGGAGCAACGGAAGGUCACAAAUACAGAUUCCUUGCAUUUUUUCCUAACAUGCAGUAACAAAGAUUUUGAGCUGAAGACAAAUCGAAUGUCUGUAACAGAUCUUGACCUGACUCAAAUGACGCUACAAGCAGAACUAAAAACAUUACAAAGCUAUUUGAAACAGUCAAAUGGUGUUGAUGAGAAAGAAAUUACACUUUUACAUAAAAAGAUAUCUUUUGUCCAAGACCGUGUAUAUAGAUGUAUUACAAAGAGAGGUCAAGUAUUGGUAGAUCGAAACAUAAAAGACUUUGAAAGAAGGCGGUCACAAGAAUUCCUAGAAGAGUCUGUUGAAGCUCCGCCCAAGCCAGAAAGAUUUAUCACGAGACAGAGUGUGCAUUCCAAAGAAAUUGAAGAUUUGUCAGUUAAUCAGCUAGAAGUACUACUACGUCACAACAGCAUUGACUUUCCUGAAAACUCCGACCAAGAAAUGUUACUACGAUUGGUAACAGAGAAGCUAUUACCAGAAGAGUGGGACCCUCCUGAUACAGACUCUAUAGCUUGGACAAAUGCAACUGACAUGGGAUGCUCUAAAACUGGCACACUUCCUACUUCGGCCAGCAUGGAUUACACAGGUUCAACAUCGCCUGUAGAUGGUGACUUCUUUUUACUGAGUCCAAAUGACCUACAAGACUAUAUGAAGUUUAAAGCUUUAAAUGAAAACAAACUGAUAGACUGGGAUCCAACUGACUUACUAAGAGAAUUAUAUGGCAAGAUAACUGUUGGAGCAAGAAAACUGAGAAAAGCAGCCACUAUCAAAAACAAGAAGGUGAACUGCAUGCAGGGAUAUUUAGAAAAAUUACCCAUGAACCAAACCAAGGUUACCCUCUUCAAGGGAUAUAAAAAACGCUUUUUCCAAGUGUCUCGUGGAAAACUUUUUUAUUACGAGGACCAUAAAUCAGAAGCUCCAUUUGGCAGCAUUGAUAUUUUAGGAUCAGAGAUUGAGCCGGGUGAGAAUAAGACGAUUCUCAUUACUGCUAGGUUAAAAUUUGGUGCUAAUAAAAUCUUGCAAGGAAACAAGUUGGUACUGCGUUGCAGUUCAGACUCAGAACUGAGUGAUUGGCUUGCUUCUUUGAAAGCAAUGUCAGUGAUCGAACCUGUUCCAGAUACAUUUGUACGAGAGGGAAGCUUGAAGAAAAAAGAGGGUAAUAACAGUGUCAUUGUUAUUGAUCUUGGUUCGACUACAAUCCGAGCUGGACUUACAACUGAUGCAUUACCAGUUAUAGCAUUUCCAGCAGCUUUUGCUGUCAAGAAAAGUGAAGUCAGUGAAGGUAGGAGGUUUACUGAUGCUGGGCUACCUGACCCACAUUCAUGUCGUUGUGGUUUCGAGGCGUAUUUCCCAGCUAAUAGAAAAGAUGCAAAGAUAGUGUACCCACUGCGAGCUUCAAUAAAAGUUGAUAAGUAUUCGGUUAAAGUUCGGUACAUACCCGGUUUACUAGAAAAAGUGUUUCACGAAUUGGGGGUCGAAACAACUAACAAAGUGGUUGUGUUAAGCUGUCCGAGGUAUUUAAGCGACAAAGACAGAGAAUAUAUAUUAGACUACAUGUUUGGGCAGAUGUGUGUUGAUGCUGUUUACAUGCAAGAACAAGCUUUAUUAGCUCUUUAUUCUUACAACGUAACCACAGGCGUAAUAGUUGACAUUGGUGAUCAUUUAGACGUUCUUCCUGUUGUUGAAGGCUCAGUUAUAGAGAGGGGUGUGACCAGCCUACCAUAUGCUGGUCAGCAAAUUACUGAAUACUUAGGAAAACUACUCACUGAAAAUGGUUACAGAUUGUUCUCUGAUAUUGAAAGUUUUAUUGUUCGUUAUGUGAAAGAGGAGGUAGCAGAGGCGUCUGUCGAUUUCCAGGAAGACAUGACGUCAUCGCCGAAUUUAGUGGAUAUAAACAUUGAGAGAUUUCACAUACCAGAUAGUCGAAAAGAAAUUCAAGUUGGAAAUAUGAAAUAUCGAUGCGUUGAAGGACUGUUCAACCCUGGGUUGUAUGGGAAGGACGACGUAUCGUUACACCACAUCGUGGAGCGUUCAAUUAAAGCGUGUGAUAUCGAUCAACGAAGGGAGUUGUGUAGGAACAUUUAUCUUUCUGGUGGAUCGUCUUGUAUUAGUGGUUUGAAAGAACGCCUACAGCAAGAGUUAAAAGCAUGUUUGCCAGAAAAUGUAAACAUCGAGGUAACGGCAUCAGCGCAGUCUUUAAACGCAGCUUUCAAAGGUGCCACCAUUGUGGCUGGAUUAGAACAUUUUGAAGACAUGGUAAUUUCACGUAAUGAAUGGCACAUGAGUGAUGCCGCUAUUUUGUUAUCAAAAUGGCACCCAAAGUAAUGUGGCAGGCAUAUUUGUUUAUCCCGGUGUCAUUUUGUCAAGCUGUUAUCCUAUCGAAAUAGCUGCUAGGAUAUUAACGAGAAAAGAUCUUUCGUCUAACUAACCAAUGUAUAAGAACAAUCCAUAAUGGCAUCCUAACUGUGAGAAUGCACUAACGUUAGCCAGAAGAAUGACUAAAAAAUUAUUUUAGAAGUGAAUAUUUUUUUUUCUGUUUUGUAAAGAAAUAAUUUAAUUUUAUGUUCGUAUUUUUUAUAUAUUAAAUACAUGCACAAACUUGAAGAAGUAAAUAAUUUUAUAAUGAUUGUAUGUGAAUAUUAAUAAUUGUUAUCCAUUAAAACCUCUACGGUGGAGAUUGUUUCAGUUGUUUUUAAAGUUGUUCCAAAAAUGUCAUUAAAGGCUGUGGUAUGGUUGGAAUGCGCAAUUUUGAAUCACGUGACUAGUGAAUUACAUCAUGAAAAGUUGGAGGAGAAUAACAACGUUCAAAUACUUCCCUAAUUUUUUUUUUUAAUGUUGAAUUAAAAAUCAGGAAUAAGAAAUCGGAAGAACGGAUUUGUGUAAAUUUUCCUCAAUAUAUUUUCUCCGAUUUUUUUUUACCAAUUUAUUUGACCGAGUCUUUUUUUUUGUUAGCGUUCCCUAUGCUGAUUAUGCUACGUACGUUUACAUAUAGAAUAGAGCAUCACAAACCUCAACAAAUUCUAAUUUUUCAUAGUUCUUUAUUUAGUUAAAGGAAAAUUUUAUUGUUGGUUCAAUUUUAUAACAGGCUUGAAUUUUAGUCAAAUGAGAGUGAUAAUGUGACUAAAAUUUUCUUGCGGCUGUAUUUGACCAAUUAUACAAACCUUAUAUGUUUUUCAUAUACGUAAAUUUCCUUACGGCUUUUUAAGGUAUAUUUUUUUAAUUGAAUAUUUUUGAUUUUAAAGCUUAUGUUACACUGACAUUAUGUUUGCACCUUUGUUCAGAUUUUAUUUUGGAGGACUCUUUCUAUAAUACUGCUUGGAAAAUAUCGAGGUAACCAAAAUAAAUAUUCUAUUGAGAA